Molecule: messenger RNA, 2038 nt
Organism: Acomys russatus (golden spiny mouse)
Lineage: Eukaryota; Metazoa; Chordata; Mammalia; Rodentia; Muridae
Gene: Net1
Product: neuroepithelial cell transforming 1
Exons: 12
Coding region: 38-1825 (595 amino acids)
Biological process (GO): positive regulation of Rho protein signal transduction; intracellular signal transduction
Molecular function (GO): guanyl-nucleotide exchange factor activity
Source: RefSeq, a predicted model, not a curated record
GGGCACUGGGCCACCGCCCCACCCCCUAUCCCCGGACAUGGAGCCAGAGCCGGCGGCUCAGAAGCAGCCCCGGCCGCGGAGGAGAAGCCGCAGGGCCUCAGUGCUCUGCGAGAACGGAGCCGCGGGGCUUCCGGCCGACACACCCGGGCCGGCGGCGGACGGGAGGUGCUCCCUUCGGAGAGGCAGCUCCUUCACAUUUCUAACCCCUGGCCCACACUGGGACUUCACUUUGAAAAGAAAACGAAGAGAGAAAGAAGAUGAUGUCGUAAGCCUUGGCAGCCUUGAUCUGAAGGAGCCAAGCAAUAAAAGAGUUCGACCUCUAGCUCGGGUCACAUCCUUGGCCAACUUAAUCUCUCCCGUAAGAAAUGGAGCAGUCAGGCGCUUUGGUCAAACCAUACAGUCAUUUACCCUUCGUGGUGAGCACAGGUCCCCAGCCUCUGCCCAGAAGCCAUUCAGUAGGACCACAGUCCCGACCCCCACCAAGAGAAGAAGCAGUGCACUAUGGUCGGAGAUGCUAGACAUCAAUAUGAAGGAGUCCUUGACCGCUCGAGAGAUCAAACGGCAGGAGGCAAUAUAUGAAUUGUCCCGAGGAGAACAGGACCUAAUCGAGGAUCUCAAGCUCGCUAGAAAGGCCUACCAUGACCCCAUGCUGAAGUUGUCCAUCAUGUCUGAAGAGGAGCUCACACAUAUCUUUGGAGAUUUGGACGCUUACAUACCUCUGCAUGAAGAUUUGUUGGCAAGAAUAGGAGAAGCAACUAAGCCUGAUGGGACAGUGGAACAGAUUGGUCACGUUCUCGUGAACUGGCUGCCAGGCCUGAAUGCCUACAAAGGCUACUGCAGCAACCAGCUGGCGGCCAAGGCUCUUCUGGACCAGAAGAAGCAAGACCCGAGAGUCCAAGACUUCCUCCAGCGCUGUCUGGAGUCUCCCUUCAGUCGAAAACUAGAUCUUUGGAGUUUCCUAGAUAUCCCUCGAAGCCGCCUUGUCAAAUACCCUUUACUGUUAAAAGAAAUCCUUAGACACACCCCACAAGACCACCUUGAUGUUCAGCUUCUGGAGGAAGCAAUAUUGAUAAUACAAGGAGUUCUCGCUGACAUCAACUUGAAGAAAGGUGAGUCCGAGUGUCAGUACUACAUCGACAAGCUGGAGUACCUGGACGAGAAGCAGAGGGACCCCAGGAUCGAAGCAAGCAAGGUGCUGCUGUGCCACGGCGAGCUAAGGAAUAAAAGUGGCCAUAAACUGUACAUUUUCUUAUUUCAAGACAUCUUGGUUUUGACCCGGCCUGUCACACGAAAUGAGCGUCACUCCUACCAGGUUUACCGGCAGCCGAUCCCAGUUCAGGAGCUGGUGCUGGAGGACCUGCAGGACGGGGAUGUGCGCAUGGGCGGCUCCUUCCGAGGGGCUUUUGGCAACUCAGACAAAGCUAAAAAUAUCUUUAGAGUCCGCUUCCAGGACCCGUCUCCGGGCCAGUCCCACACACUGCAGGCCAAUGACGUGUUCCACAAGCAGCAGUGGUUCAACUGUAUCCGAUCCGCCAUCGCCCCUUUCCAGAGGGCCAGCAGCCCCCUGGAGCUUCGGGGCUUGCCAGAGCUCCACGAAGAGUGUGAGGAAAACAACCCCUCUGCUGGGAACCUCAGAGCCCAGCAAAGGUCCUCACUGGUUCCUGGUGUCACCCAGGAGGGCGAUGACAGCGCCCUGGAAUGUGGCUCCAACGCACAGAUGGCAGAAGACACCAGGAACAGGAAGACACAGCGACCACAGCCUGGCUUGCGAAGAGCAAGGGACAAAGCCCAGGCAGGUGGCAGAAGGAAAGAGACUCUGGUAUAAAUAUGUGUAUCCUCUCGUGGAGAGACUGUUUAUUUAUAAAUUUGUACAGUUUUUUUCUUGUAAUGGGGCACCCUGGGGUUACUCUGUACCAGAUGUAAUAUGCUCGUGGUUUGGGUUUCUCUCUUUCCUAUUCUCUCUCUCCCUCCUUCCCUUCCCCCCUCAUUGUUGUUGUGUUGUUGUGUUGUGGUUGUUGUUAAUGGCAGCUAAAGAUAU